UUACUUCAUUCGUUUGGCAGCGGGGCGGAAGUACGUCUCAUGUUUACAGCUGUGAAAACAAAACAAGCAGGAACUGCGACUGCAGCAUGAUGGAUGAGCUGGUGCACGACCUGGUGUCAGCCCUGGAGCAGACCUCCGAGCAGACCAAGCUAGAGGAGCUCUGGGAGGAGAUGGUUCUGAGUCCUCUGCAACAGCGCAGGCAGAUCCGACGGCGCCGGGGACGUAAACGCCGUUGUGACUCCUCUCUCCACCCCUUGGAGCACAGCCGUUGCCUCAGUGAGGCCUCCGAGUCCAGCCUGGACGAAGCAGCCAAGGACUGCCGGGAGAAUGCUGCCCCGGCCCCCUCCGCCGCCAACUACAGCGACUCAGACGACAUGGUAAUGGCCAAGCGCUGGCCCUCCUGCUCCAGCAACAGCUACGCCAUCAAGACCAAGCAGCACUCCUGGCCUGAGUCAGACUCCUUCACAGAGAACACCCCGGGACGGCCACUCAGGAGGAGGCGGAAGGUCAAACGCAUGACCUCUGAUGUGACGGUCAGCCUGCAGCAGAAGUUGACGGUGUCAGGGGUGGAUGGCGAGCGGGGCGGAAACUACAGGUUGUCCAAAAAGCAGCGUCUGUCCAGGCUGAAGAAGGGCGCUGGAGGCUGGGUGGGAGUGGACAGGGAGGCUGAUGGAGUGGGCCUCAGGGCAGAGGAGUGCUGGAAGGAUAAGAUCCCAUUGGUCCUGGAGGCCAAGGAGCAACGAGAGGCUUCUGAUGAGAAUAUGUCUGAAGGUGAAACUAGCAGCAUAUGCAGCAGUGAUCCUGGCCUCUUCACUAACGAUGAGGGAAGACAAGGUGAUGAUGAGCAGAGUGACUGGUUCUUUGAGGGGGAGUGUGGAGCGGGGGGGAUGGGCAUUCCCAGCCUGCUGCCCAGCUGGGACCCAGAUACUCCUCCUGUCCUCGAAGUACCAGACUCAGCUCCACCCACCUUCCUACAGCCUGCACGGCCCACUCAGAGAGGUUACCAUGCCCGUCUGAACCGGUUGCCUGGCGUGGCAGCCCGCUGCAUCAGGAAAGGCCGGAGGAGGCUCCCCAGUAAGGACAACAGUAUGUCAGUGUCUAUGGAGAGAAUGAAGCAUUUCUCUCAGGACCCCUAUCAAUGGCUGCCUUCUAUUGGAAAAAGAGACCGGAGCCAGUUCAACCCUCUGUGUCCGUUACCUGUUUAUCCCAUUGACAUGGUGCCAGACAGCUCCCAUCGGAGAUGCUCCUCUUCCAUCUGUAAAACCAGGCAGACUAACGUCCAUCUGGGACUGCUGUGCACAGGGGACAUCAAGAGGAGGAGGAAGACCACUGCUGUCUCUGUCACCACAACAUCAGCAUGCAUCCCCUUCCAUAAAGAUGACCUGGGAGAGGACACCUCCACCUCCUCCACCUCUCUGAGCAUGGAGUCUGCAGGCCCUGGGCCCUCCACGUCUGACAAGCAGGACUUCAUCAAGCCUGGGACUUUAUUCAGACCUAGCCCCCAGAGGGAGCAGGAGCAGGACUGAGGGGGAGAGAGAGAGGGAGAGAGCGAGAGAGAGGGAGAGCACCCCAUUGCUCUCUGAAUCAGCAUUGUGCUGCUGGAUCAAGUCUUUUCCAUCUAGCAUUUAAAGGAUGAAUAAUGUUAAUGCAAUCAAGCCCAGUUAAUCACUCCGUAGCCAGCCAUUUCCUUGAAGAGCCUCCUCGUCUUGCUACUCCAGACUGCAGCACCAGCCAGGCACCGCCUCCUGUCUCUACAAUACACAGUCUGCAGGCCACCUGCCCAUUACUCAGGCCCAACAAUUAUGUCUUCUUUGAGUUGCCUGGCAUUUGUCAGCAGGGACACUGAAAUGAUGGUCAGGGAGGGUUGAGUGGUUGGGGGUCUGCUCUGCUGAAAGCCUGGGAGAAGUGGGACCAACAGGUCUGCUCUGCUGAAAGCCUGGGAGAAGUGGGACCAACAGGUCUGCUCUGCUGAAAGCCUGGGAGAAGUGGGACCAACAGGUCUGCUCUGCUGAAAGCCUGGGAGAAGUGGGACCAACAGGUCUGCUCUGCAGCGUAUGUAGCAGCUGACAGAUAGGAGAACAUCAAAAUGUUCUGCUACCUCAUGCUGGUACCAGGUUCAGAGAGGUGACCACCGAGAGAGAGCGGCACAAAGAACAGGUCUCCUAUUAGCAUGGAUUGGAAAAGCUACACUGGCUACAACGUCUCUCAUUAGCACAACAGAGAGGGGCUGUGGCUGCGCUCCUCGGAGGGGCCUCUUUGUUCUCCUCAGCUCACCUUCCUUAUUCAAAUUUCAUAACACAUUCAAGUUCAAGGCAAGUCGCACAAUCCGUUUUCAAAACCCUGUUUUUUUUGUGGAAAGCGGUUGUUUUGUGACUGACUGGGCUAAUGUUGAGAGUGUGUUGAAAGUCAGGUGGAGAGGGAUGGGGGAGCAGGAGAGGAGGGUAAAUAACAGUAAUCUCCACCGUGUUUUAAGUAGCACACAAAGAGGAACCCUGGUGUCUCUAGCUAGCUGUGAGGCUGGGCUGUGACUGUCUGCCCUGACAUUACCUGGCAUUCCCUGGCCGCCCGCCCACAGCAGAUAAAUGGGCAGUGCCAGGGGCACAGAGAGAUCAGUGUGGUAGCAUCAUGAUAGCAUACACUCACCAUCCAGUACAGGGCUCAGGAGUCCCUGCAUUAGAGAGCAGAGGGUUUACUCCUGGAUGCCAGCGAGAUCAGUGAUAAUGAAUAACUGUAAGAGAAUGAGAGGACAGCUUUCCCUACUGACUCCGCUCCCUCAGUGGUUUUAUAUCACACGGCCCAGUCACAUGAGCCCAGUCACACUCACUCUAACCAACAUUGUUCAAGCUCUUCAGAGAUGAGACAAGGUAGUGAGUUAUGUGGAACAUUUUAUUUUUAUGCAAAAGAAUCAAGUGAUACAUUGAUUUAUCAGUGGUAUGAUUUAGGAAACCACUCUUUAUGAACUAUAUUUGGCUAGAUAACUAUGUCACUAAUGCAGUAUGAUUAUAAUCUUGGAACAUUUUCAUUGGUCAUUGUGCACAGUAAAUACAUAGCUAUUUUUCAAAGCUUUAGAAACAAUAUUAAAAAAAUAUUAGGUGCAGAUAACACUUCUGUGGAAUAGUCACAGUUUUAUAAAUUAGUGUGAGAUAUAGAUCUGCAGUGAUCCUUUUGAGAAGGUGCUAGCUGACGUUUUAGAAAUGCUGUGUGUGUAUACUCAUCUAAAUGGAUGCCUCUCCCAAGACAUCCUGCUACAGGAAUCUGUCAGUCUGCAGACAGACAGAAAUAACCUCCACCCUCAGACCGCCAGCUCCAUCCUGAAGAGAACACAUCAGUGGGUACCUGAACACAAGAGAGAAUACUCAGCUUCUCAAGGAACCAUAGCACUGUUGGAUAAGAAUAUUACAUGUCAUACAAAAAUAUGCUAAUGUUAAAGGAUAUUGUGAGUCAGAGCUUUUGCUAGAUCAGCUCUGUUUUAACAAGUGCUUGGUCUUUCCUGGAGAGGUCCCUUUCCCUAAUGCCUUAUCCGUCACUCUGUGUUUUGGUGCCAAAGAAAUUGACAGAUGGGAAGGAAUGUUCAGAUCAAGUUUCGUCAAUUGCAGGGGGAAUGCCUUACCUGGCUUCCUCCAUAGUAAUUUGUGUUCACCAUGAUGUGAUGUCUCAGCCAGCCCCCCUCCAAAAUGAAUUUCCAAUGGCCAUGCAGACAGGAAGUGGGGAGAGAGAGCGUUACGUGCACCCAGUCAAUUGCCCUGUUACAGUUAAGGAAUCCAGCGGGCUGGUACCACUCAUAUUUCAUCCUGGGUAAAGAUUACCUGUCAGGCCCACGGGAGAUGUAUUGAUCUGUUUUCCUUUUUCCGGCAGCAAUCACCUGACAAAGGCACCUAGGAGGCGAGUGAAUGAGUGAUGCCCAGUCCGUCUCCUCCAGUGGGAGACUUCCAGGCCGUGUCCACUGAAAAGGGGAUGGGACGGGAUGGGGGGAUGAGGAGACAUAAUGUAGUCAUAAACUCUGCAUGAACCUACUCUCUGAACAAGCAGGGAAGGCUCAUUCCUCCAUCCCUGUAGGUCAGAGGUCAUUUGUGAACACGCUGUUUGGGCCGCUUUUUAAUUUUAAUAUUGUUUUUGUUAUGAAUUGCAUUUGUAGAUGGUUGAUGGCAGAAACACAGAUACAGCAUGUGUUGAUUGCUAACACAUCUGUGGUAUCUGGUUACCGCAGUUCAGUCCCUGCUGACAAAUGUAGAUGUUGUGGGUCAUAAUGGUUGGCUCUGGUGAAAUAACCUCUGUCAAUGACAUCAGUGAUCCAGUCAGUCAAUAGGAAGUGUUCUAUUCAGAGGUGAUCUGUUAAAGAUGAGAAAACAACUGUAUAUUUUGUUUCUGUAUGUCUGGGCACUCUUAUCCAUAAGUUCCAAGCACUCUGUUCACAGGAUCUCCUGAGUUAGUGAUGAUGGUACUGCACUAUCAAGGGUCAAUACUAUUGUACAUUAUCCGUCCUGUAUUUCUUGGCUGCUUGAAUAGACUGAUAUUUUUUGCAUGGAUUGUCAGAAUGUUGAUAUACUCUAUGAAACCUUAAACAUAAACAUAGUGUUCAUUUCAUUGGACUCAUAUUGUAUGAUAUAAAAUAUGAAAGGUCCAUCCAUAGAUGUAGAUCCUGGUAUAUAGAUAUGCAUUUAUUAUGGCAUCUUCAUGACUUCUAAGUGCUAGAUACUAGAUAUACCGUGAUAGACAGAAUGACGAAACUGUCUUGAUUAUAUUUGUAGUUUUAUUACAAGGAUUUUAAACUAUUGUCGUAGGCAGCUAUCCCAUAUGACUAAUAGCAUCUUAUCUUGUAAGCUGUUAUGUUUAUAUUUGCGUAAUUGCUUUGCAAAUGAUCUAAGGAGGAUUAUUUUUAUUCUGUCCUUAGAAAGCCUGCACUGUGUGUUUGUCGUUCUGUCGAUGUCAGAAAUACAUUACAGUAUUUAUGUAGUUGCUAGAUAAACUUAAUAUAGUAUACAGUAUUUAUGCCCAACUUUCCAUACCAUGAUUUCAUUUAAUGUUAAAUUAACAUUAGGAAAGUUAAACAUAUUAGUACAUUAUGAAUCAUUAAUCAUGUACCCAUGUGUAUUUUUAUCACUGUGUGUCUUCAAUAUUCAAUGUCCAUGCCUUUCAAAUAUAUUUAUCCCAAAGGCUGUAACUGUGUGUGUUCAAUACAUGCAUUUUAGUGUUUGGGAUCUGGGA
This is a messenger RNA of Oncorhynchus masou masou (cherry salmon), 5205 nucleotides long. Its product is annotated as G patch domain-containing protein 2-like. Gene Ontology annotation, cellular component: nucleus. NCBI's taxonomy places the organism in Eukaryota, Metazoa, Chordata, Actinopteri, Salmoniformes, Salmonidae. The record is from RefSeq and is a predicted model, not a curated record. The transcript has 9 exons. The coding region runs from base 87 to 1526 and encodes 479 amino acids.